Andrographis paniculata is the source of this 1393-nucleotide messenger RNA. RefSeq names its product root phototropism protein 3. The coding region runs from base 1 to 1284 and encodes 427 amino acids. The transcript has 2 exons. Lineage: Eukaryota; Viridiplantae; Streptophyta; Magnoliopsida; Lamiales; Acanthaceae. The record is from RefSeq and is a predicted model, not a curated record.
AUGCAGAGCUUCGAGUUCGUCACAAAAUCUGGCAGCCUCAAGCAUCUCCCGGCAGAGGCGUGGUUCGGGAAUCCCUGCAUUUCAGACAUCGAAUAUUUCAUCAAAAGUCUGUCAGUCGUCAAGGGGAAGGAAGUCAGACCUGAGCUGAUUGGAUCCAUCAUCACGCAUUACGCGUCGAAAUGGAUUCCCGAGCUCGGACGAGACGACGACGACACAGAAUCGGCGGCGAUUGCCGGGUUAGAAGAAUCCCCCGAGUCGGUCACGGCUGCAUGGAGCAAGAAAAGGUUCUUCGUGGAAUCGCUCGUCGGGAUUAUACCUCCCGAGAAGGAUUCGAUCCCGUGCAACUUUUUGCUGAGGCUGCUGCGCGUUGGGAACAUGGUUCGCAUCGAGCCGGGUUACCGUUUGGAGCUGGAGAGGCGGGUUUCAUGGCAGCUCGACCAGGCCUCGUUGAAGGAGCUGAUGAUUCCAUCGUUUAGCCACACGGCCACGACUUUGCUCGACGUCAAGCUCGUCCUCCGCCUGGUGAAGGGAUUCAUUAGUACAGAAGUCGCCAAAAGCGGCGCUGCAGUUAUGAAAGUCGCAAAACUUAUGGAUUCUUACCUCGCUGAAGCAGCUGUCGACUCGUGCCUGACAUUGGCUGAGUUUUUGGAGCUCGCUUGCGCUCUCCCGAGCCAUUCUCGCCCCAUGGAUGAUGGGCUUUAUCGCGCCAUCGACACCUACCUCAAGGCGCAUCCAUCGCUUCCAAAGCAAGAACGAAAGAUGCUCUGCAAGCUGAUCGACAGCCGGAAGCUCUCCACCGAGGCGUCCCUCCAUGCAGCACAAAACGAGCGGCUGCCUGUGCGCGCCGUCAUCCAAGUGCUCCUCUCCGAACAAACAAAGCUUAGCAGGCACGCCGAAUGGAGCGGCUCCCUGAGCGCAGCGCGCAGUCCAUCUGCGCUCAGCCUCGACAUCCCAACUCGGUGCCUGUCCAAGCGCGAGACGAACAUUCAACAAGCUGAGAUCAAGCGGCUCAAGGAAGACGUACUGAGGCUGCAGAGCCAGUGCAUUGCCAUGGAGAAGAAGAUGGAGAAGCUGCAGGUUGAGACGAAGAAGAAGAAGCGUGGAGGAUCGUCGUCGUACUUCAGCUGGAAGAAGCUUGGGAUCAUUCGCGCUUUCCGAAGGAGCAGGAUUGGGGAGAGUGAAGAAGAAGGUGAAGUUGCUGCAAUGGCGAUCAAACCGCCAUUGGAGAUUAAACCGAAGCUUCACAGAGGCAAAUCGUCGAACAGGAGGCGGACAAUGUCGUGAAUUCGUGAUCGCUGGUGUUACAGUUGCUCUGCUUCUGCAGCUUCCCCUGUACUCGAUAACGAUCGAUGUACAUCCUCUGUGCUGUUCAUAUCCGCUCUGUUCAUCUGCA